AUGUCUUGCUUUCGAGCUUGUGGCCUCGCUGUGUCGCUGGUGCUCUUCGUUUUCGUGUCUGGCGUCGUGAAAGGGCUGGAUGUAUGGCAUUUCCUGAUUGAGCAGCCUCCUGGCUGUGCGCACGAGCCGCUGCCAGGAAACCAGUCCGGCGUGAAAGUCUUGGUGGCAGGGCUCGCCAAGUGCGGCACUCGCACCAUUUGCCAUGCAUUGAACGAGAUCGGCGUCAAUGCUUAUCACAGCGAGGACGCCGUUAACGGCAUGCUGAGGCUUUCGCUUCAGCUGUGCACAGUGGGCAUGGACAGGUUGGCAAGUGUUGCAGCUUUGAGUUUGCGGCAGUUCCUGGUUGAGCAUCUCAGGGUUGCUGCAGCCGAGCUCGCCUGGGCCAUGAAGUCAGACAAAGAUUUGACAGCACAGCUGAUGCGCAAGACCCUAGGCCAACAACGAUUCAGCACAGCCUGCCGGUGUCACGGACGACGCACAGUGACAUGGGCCUUUGGCUUGCAAAGGAUUUCGAGCUGCCGCAUGGAGGCCAUUGCCUUCGAUGGCCUCGAGGCCCGCCGGCGAGACGGUCACAGGGAAUCUUCGAGGAAAGGGCUCCGCAGCAGUUCUCCCAAUUUCUCCCACCUGUCUGGCGAGGUGCUGAUUGACACGAUCUGGGAAAGCAGCAGUGAUGCAAAGGCAGUUGUUUGCAACGAAAUGCUCGCCUGGGUAGUCCUAGUGUAA
Molecule: messenger RNA, 723 nt
Organism: Symbiodinium sp. CCMP2592
Lineage: Eukaryota; Dinophyceae; Suessiales; Symbiodiniaceae
Source: the annotation of a GenBank genome assembly